This is a messenger RNA of Penicillium maclennaniae, 483 nucleotides long. Its product is annotated as mitochondrial 54S ribosomal protein uL6m. The transcript is spliced from 2 exons. Gene Ontology annotation, molecular function: rRNA binding; structural constituent of ribosome. The record is from RefSeq and is a predicted model, not a curated record. Gene Ontology annotation, biological process: translation. NCBI's taxonomy places the organism in Eukaryota, Fungi, Ascomycota, Eurotiomycetes, Eurotiales, Aspergillaceae. Bases 1 to 483 code for a protein of 160 amino acids. Gene Ontology annotation, cellular component: mitochondrial large ribosomal subunit; ribosome.
AUGACCCUCGAGCUUCCCUCUUUCUUGAACGUAAACCACGAUGCAGCUACCUUGAAGACUACACUGUCUGUAGUGGAUCCGGAAGUUCCUACUCAGCGUGCCAUGUGGGGCACUAUCCGCGCGCUCCUCCAGAACCAUAUCACCGGUGUCUCCGAAGGCCACAUCUGUGUUUUGAGUCUCGUUGGUGUCGGUUACAGGGCCACCAUUGAAGAUACCGCGACUACCGUCAGCCCCAGCUACCCCGGACAAAAGUUCGUCUCCCUGAAGGUCGGAUUUUCUCACCCCAUUGAGCUCGGUAUCCCCGAAGGCGUCCAGGCUAGCACGCCCCAACCGACCCGUAUCUUGCUAGAGAGUGUCGACAAGAGAGCGGUGACACAGUUCGCGGCUGAGAUCCGAGAAUGGAGACGGCCGGAGCCGUACAAGGGCAAGGGUAUCUUCGUCAACGGCGAGACUAUCAAGCUCAAGGCGAAGAAGAUCAAAUAG